Molecule: messenger RNA, 2074 nt
Organism: Cephus cinctus (wheat stem sawfly)
Lineage: Eukaryota; Metazoa; Arthropoda; Insecta; Hymenoptera; Cephidae
Gene: Rnmt
Product: mRNA cap guanine-N7 methyltransferase
Exons: 7
Coding region: 430-1809 (459 amino acids)
Biological process (GO): 7-methylguanosine mRNA capping
Cellular component (GO): nucleus
Molecular function (GO): mRNA 5'-cap (guanine-N7-)-methyltransferase activity
Source: RefSeq, a predicted model, not a curated record
AGUAGUCAUCUGCAGUGUCUACAGUGGUCUACAGUCGUCGCAGCUCGAAGCUAGUAGCUUCGUUGGCCGUAUUAGCAGUUGUUAGUUCGUGACGGAAGGCACAGUAGUCAAAUAAGUGUAGCUUGUCUGGUAGCUUGUCGAAGCUGCUUAGUGUAGCUUGGUGUACCUGAUGAAGCCAGGUGAAGCUCAGAUAGUGUACGGAUUGCAGAGCAGUGUACGGCGUGUAGAGUGCUCUUUAGUUUACACUGUUUAUGAGCUGCAUGAAACUUCUAUUUUUCAAGAAUCUCAUUGAAUACAAGAGGAUUGGUAAUGCACGCGAAUACCUCGCUUAGACGAUAGUGUUGACGAGAAAGCGGACCGUCGCCCUCAAACAGAUUCAGACGUUUCUUUUUAUUGAAACCCUCUGAUCGCACCUCGAACGCUAAGAAAAUGUCUUUGCCCGGUGUUGAUGCUACAGUUAAGUCUCAACUGAAGAAUGAGGAACUUCCAGACGGUGAGCCAAAGCAUGUUGACAGUAGAUUCAGCAGAGUUUCCGACGGGGAGAAAUCGAAAUUGCCGAAAAACGAAGAAAGGACAUCCGAAGAGGAAGGAAAGCCUGACACUCGUAAAUCGAAGCUGUCCUCUGCAUCAGACGUUGCAAAGAUCAGCAAGAGCGACACUGGACAGGACGGAGUAAUUAAUUCCAGUACACCGUCGGACCUUUCCACUGGAGCUAAUAGAGAACAAGCAAAAACUGAUAGCAGUAUGGACAACACAGCUUUAGUGGCUGAACAUUACAAUUCCCUCGAAGAGAAAGGACUUUCUCAAAGAUCUCAGAGUCGCAUAAUAUUUAUGAGAAAUUUUAACAACUGGAUUAAGAGCAUGCUCAUAAACGAAUACCUUGGAAAGGUACGUCAGGAUAAAAGUCAUGGUGCCCCUUUGAAGGUCCUGGAUAUGUGCUGCGGAAAGGGAGGAGAUCUGCUCAAGUGGAGAAAGGCAAACAUAACACAUUUAAUCUGUGCCGACAUAGCAGAAUUAUCUGUUGAACAAUGCCAGACAAGAUAUAAUGACCUGGUUGGUAGGAACACCAGUGACCGUGGAUUUGCUCCCGUAUUUACAGCCGAAUUUAUAACUGCUGACUGUACAAAGGUUCGUCUACGAGAAAAGUACAAAGAUGCCAGCGUGCAACUUGAUUUCGUCAGCUGCCAAUUUGCGUUCCAUUACAGUUUUGAGAGUCUUCAACAAGCUGAGUGUAUGCUGAGAAACGCGAGCGAGAGUCUCAGGCCUGGAGGUUACUUCAUAGGAACGAUACCAGACGCGUACGAUUUGGUUUCUCGAUGGCAAAAGUGCGAAGGCAACAAGUUCGGCAACGACGUGUAUAGCGUCGAGUUUCAAUGCGAGGAGAAGACUAAGCCACCAUUAUUCGGUGCCAAGUAUAAUUUCCAUUUGGAAGGUGUAGUCGAUUGCCCGGAAUUUCUCGUGCACGUACCCACCCUCUGUAAAUUAGCUGGAAAAUUUGGCCUUGAAUUAACCAUGUUUGACAGAUUUGAAAACUUUUACGAGCGGAUGAAAGACGAAGGCAGAUCGCUUCUCGGUAAGAUGCAAGCUCUGGAGACGUAUCCACCGUAUCACGAAGCUCCUCUGCUUGGUCAAAACCCACAGGAUUAUCAGCACGCGAUUCAGUAUAUGCAAAAUUCGACGGGUCAUCGCAAAAUUGGUACGCUCUCUCAAUCGGAGUGGGAAGCCACCUCUCUUUAUGCCGUGUUUGCCUUUCAAAAAAUGAGAACUACGUGGAACGCGGAUGGGAAGCCGGAAUACGUGAAGCUGUGAAGCCCUAAAAAGAUGAUCACUUUUGUGAGUGUAUGUGCGCGUGCGCGCGCGCGCAUGGAUGUGUGUGUCAUGAACGAGAGAAAAAGGGAGAGAAAGAGAGAAGAAACGGGGAAUCAUGGGGAGAGGGAGCCCCAUGGGACUAGUAACACGCGCUGUGAAAGCAAAGUGUACCUAUCAUGUGCGGUCGUGAAUUUUAAAUUGUACAGACUAUUUUGUUACUGUAAGAGUUCAUAGACAAUUAAAUAUAGUAUAUAUUAAGAAUCAA